AUGACUUGCCUUGCUCAUCACCACUGGGGCGGAAGGCUAGUUUCAAGGAUUGCUAUGAUCGGUUUGGUGCUCAUUCUUGUCGGUUUGAAUUUGUGGAAUGACUCCGCUCCAAUCAACCCAACAAUUCGAUCUUCAGAUAACUCUGGCACGCAGUCCUCGAGUCUUUCCCGAAGCUUUCCUCUCCCCUACCGCAAUGAUACUCACGAAGGAAACAAAGGUAAUGGCAACGAAAACUUCACUUCUCCCAGCAAUCUAAGUACCACUCCUAAUAACGCAAAUUCCUCGUCAAAAAGGACAAUUUCCCCUGCACUACAACCGCGAUCAGAUGCAUCAAAAGACUCCAUAUUCACCGUUCAGGAGGUAAAAUCGGCUGAGGCUUUAUCUAAAAUGGAAAGCGAGAGCCUGUCGAAAAAUCUCUCUUCUGCGCUGCUCUCGAAGCAUUUUCCAACAGCGGAUCAACGAGUCCGAUUUUACAUGUCAUCCUGGUACGAGCCACCAUGCGAUCAGGACGAAUUGCUCGAAAUUGUCAAGUAUGUUGGUAGCAGGGGCAAUGAAGGCAGCACAGCGGCCAACGAAACCGGAGAGGAGCAAAAAGAUGACAGUAUGACACAAUUCAUUCCUUCCUUCUCCCUCCACCGGCACGUACAAUCCCCACAAAUAUCCAGCUCCAUUAUAUUCAAGGGAGCAGCUAGGGCCGAUACCGACGUCGUAUUUGCUUUGGACAAAUCUGCUCUCGAUUCGUGCGAAUUUAAUCCCCGACCAGACCAAAAGAAAAUCUUGGAGAGCAUCUAUUGUCCAGAACUUCGAGACACAUUAUUACUGCCUUAUCAAAACCAAAUUGGCCUAACCAACACUUCAAAAAACAACGAGCUCUCGGUUGUGUUACUUGCGCAAGUCGGCGACGCCCUGUCAUCCAGAGCUAUGGACGAUUUUGGAAAGCCACAUGGAUACUCUGCGCAACCUACUGUACCUCAUUUUACUAAAGUACGGCUUGCUUGGGAUAACGUGACUGCAAGAGUUUCCCUAAUGAAAGCAUCACCUAGGUCCUGCUCAACCUUACAAACACGACGAAUUAACCGCGGGAAACUGGAACCAAUUAUUUGGAAAAUGGGAAUCAAGCGGCACUACAAAGGAGUGGAGGACGUCCCCAGUGAGGACGUACCUUGGGAAGAGAAGCGGGAUGUUGCUGUGUUUCGGGGUACCUCUACUGGGGAUUUUGACCAAAAAAUGCCGGCUCGCGAGCGUUGUCGUCAAAAUCAGCGCUGUCGGCUUGUGUUGGACUACCACAAUUCGUCUCUCGUGGAUGCAAAGUUUACCAACAUACUCAGCAGGAGCAACCUGCCAUUAGCGAUCGACGGUAUCCCUAUAAAUGGCAGUCAUCUCCAGAGAUAUGAGCAGCUAAGGUACAAGGCGUUGAUAUUCAUGGAAGGCAACGAUGUCUCUACCGGAUUGAAGUGGGGAUUGUAUUCCAACUCGGUUGUUAUGAUCACAAAGCCAUCAAUUUCGUCAUGGGCCAUGGAAGAGCUCUUGGAACCGUACGUACACUAUGUGCCUUUGAGGGACGAUCUAUCGGACGUGGAAACGCAGAUGAAAUGGAUCGUGGAGCACGACAGGGAGGCGAAGGAGAUUGCGUUGCGGGGGCAGCUUUGGAUGCAUGACCUGCUGUACGCCGAGGAGUCCGAGAGGGACAAUGCGGCAAUCAAUGAAGAGAUUUUGCGGCGAUAUCAGACUCAUUUCCGACCCGGCAUUGCGGUCAAGGAAGAGCUUCUAUUCUAUCCGAAGCCGUUGAAGUAG
Phaeodactylum tricornutum CCAP 1055/1 is the source of this 1794-nucleotide messenger RNA. RefSeq lists its product with no specific name. The record is from RefSeq and is a predicted model, not a curated record. Bases 1 to 1794 code for a protein of 597 amino acids. Lineage: Eukaryota; Bacillariophyta; Bacillariophyceae; Surirellales; Neidiaceae. The transcript has 2 exons.